CUAAAAAAUCAUGCUCGAAAUUCCGGUCACGUGGGCUCACUAUGCACUCGAUUCCCAGCUACUAUGCUAUGAAGAGGGUAAAGGUAGUUGGGGCUAUUGGCAUGCACAGUUGGAGCGCGCCCACCCCAUGAGCAUGACGAGUUGAUGAGCCGCUCCUCCAACCUCCUCUAGAUAUAGAAAGCCGCUGCUCCCUGUCCGGACGACGAGCCUGGUUGAUGAUCGGCCGGACAUGGACGAGCUCCUCCUCCUCUUCCUGCUCAAAAUGGAGGCUUUCCACAUACAAUUCUCUCCUAGCUCCUGAAUCUCGUAGUGCCACACGUAUCAGCUAGGUUGGUAGAUUUCUGCUGGUGGAUAGGUACGCGCGCUUUGUAGGCAUUAGGCAGCAGGCAGGUGCUGUGUGGUUGUCGUGGUACAAAUCACGUGUGGUGGUGGUGGAUGGGCCUCAUGGCCGGGAUGCUCCCUGGCGUCGAGUUCGCGAGGAGGAUAAGGAUCCGGCCGGCGGCGGAGGCCCCGUGCGCCGGCACACGGCGGCCGUUGUCGUCGGGCAUGUUCGGGCACGACCUCGGCUCGGCUGGUUUUGCGAAGAGGAGCGGUGUGUGCGAGGAGGCGUGGACGACGCAGCUGGAUAGCAUCGCCCGGGAGGCCCGAGAGAGGCUGGAUCAGAAGCUCAGGAGCCAGAGGGAGUCCAUGGCCAAGAGGCGCCACAGCACGGGAAGCCUCCGGCUCCCGGCCCCGCCGAGCACCACCAGCGACGCUGGCGCGACGCCGGUGGCUAGCGCGCUGCAGCGAGAGGUGUUCACCAAGAAAGGCGGCGUCCGGCGGUUCAGCUGGGGCUGGAGGAAGGAGCAGCAGCAGCAGCAAGCGGGGUGCGCGGUGUGCCCCUUCUGCCGCGCCGCCGUCCGCCUCGCCGAGCACCAGCAUGUCUAGCGCAGAUUAGUUCCUUCCUUCUCGGCCGGACCAUGCCAUGCAUGGCGCGUCGGUGGAGCUGCGUGGCACAGUAGCAACCUGCGCAUGGGACGCCUUGUGUCGAGGAUGGAUCACCUGCUAAUGGGAGCGUCAUGGACAUGACAUUUAGACCUAUCAGUUAUCAUUGUGCCAGGAACUUAAACGUCCUCUCACGGGUUGUUCAGGCACCAGCACUCGGACAGAAGAGACGUGGACGACACGAGAGCUGCAACGAUCGAGGAAUUUAACACCACACAUACAUGAAGUAUAGUAAAGACUAGGGUUUAACCCCUGUAGUUAAGGUUGCAGUGUCUAGUAACUCCGAAGUUACUUUCAUCGAAUGCCCUUGUAACAGAGCACGAUGGGUCCUCGCGAACUCUAUAUAAGCAAUCCCAAGGUCAUUCCCUAAA
This is a messenger RNA of Hordeum vulgare subsp. vulgare (domesticated barley), 1355 nucleotides long. RefSeq lists its product as uncharacterized. NCBI's taxonomy places the organism in Eukaryota, Viridiplantae, Streptophyta, Magnoliopsida, Poales, Poaceae. Bases 436 to 927 code for a protein of 163 amino acids. The record is from RefSeq and is a predicted model, not a curated record. The transcript has 3 exons.